This is a messenger RNA of Chaetomium fimeti, 2870 nucleotides long. RefSeq lists its product as uncharacterized. The transcript is spliced from 3 exons. Bases 109 to 2799 code for a protein of 896 amino acids. The record is from RefSeq and is a predicted model, not a curated record. NCBI's taxonomy places the organism in Eukaryota, Fungi, Ascomycota, Sordariomycetes, Sordariales, Chaetomiaceae.
AAUCAGGAGUCUCCUGUUUUCAUCUCGACCAUGCCGCGUUGAUUUCCGGCCAAUUCUUACUGUGUUAUUAUAUUCAGUAUUUUCCGUUCGGGGGUCCCAAUACCCAACAUGCAGGGGAAAAACGGCCCCAGUCCGGGGACGCCACCGUCGCCGGACUCAGCAGAGUCACCACAGUCAAAGCCCGAGUCAAAGGCAGAUCAACCCCAUGUUCAAGUCCCAUCAUCUACGACGGCUGGCAUUGCAGCCCUUAUCGAUGACUUCUCCCGCUUUCGACCCCAGGAUUCCGAAAAUUCGGAUGAUAUGUCACAGCAAGCCGCCGCGACUGAAGUUUCCGCUGGAUCCAAAGGCAGUGGUGAUGGAAUUGGAAUCCGACCUUCAUCGCCGGCCUCCGAUGCUACCGAGCCCCCCCACGGCGCCACGGACGCGGGCAUGUCGGCCGACGAGCAGCACAGUACCAGCUCAGGUGAAGGCAGGCUCGGAGGCGACGACCGAGACGAUGGCGGCCAAUCCGAGAUGAUCGACCGCAUCAUGAAGAGUUUCUGCGCUUCGCUCGACUCCAAGAUCGCUGCCAUCACAGAGCCUAAAGCACGUCCAGGUGUCAAGGAGGAGGGCCUUGGGAUGGCGUCCUUUGCUGCCGCCACAACUGUCGCAAAGGACGCAGCCCCGAGUGCACCGCAAAAACCCGCCAGGAAAAUAAAAUUCCGGCGUGGCCCCGGCGACGUGCAACCGGAGCCGACCGCCCCAGGUUUUGGUAUGGGGAUGCUACAGCCGAGCUCGAUGGCCUCGCUUUUUACUCCAAUGUUAGCCGCAGCUCACGCCCCAGUUCCGCCAGCUCUAGGGUUCCCAUCAACAACACACAGGUCGACGGUGCCCCAGAACCAAAGUCCGCCUCCACCUUCGUCAUCCGUGACCUUUACGCCACUCCGUUCCCGCCAGCAGUUGUCCACGCCUUCUCCACCACCUCCUCCUCCCCAAGCGCCGAUCAGAUAUGCCCAUCAAGCGGGCGGCUUGCCCAGUCCGCCUCUCACUAGCACACCCCCGAGUCGUAGCAUCAUUCGACCUUUGGGUUUCUCGCGAAACCAAGAAGUUUCGGUGCCAGGAGUUGGGCCGGGCAGUGCCGCAGACAUUUCUGGCGUCCGAGUCCGCUCGGUGCGAGCACGGGAGGCGGAGCGGCGAGUAGUAGACCCGUCCCUAGACCGCGCCCAACAUGUCCCUGAUAUCCCGACCGCGAGCGGUGGACAGGUGGUACCCGAGGGGAGCGACUUAACAAACAUCAGCCGACGAGAGCCCAUCCCUGCCUCGGAGAUGCGGUACCGGCAGAUUAGGAGGGCCCCUCGACACCCAACUGUCACCUCGGAGUCAACAACACCUAGCGCUCAUACGUUUCAGGGGGCGCGCAGUGGCGAGAUCCACCACCAACCUACCGCCCUUGACGGCAGCGCUCAACUGGAUGGCCAACUAAACUGGUCCGCCUCGGAGUUGCGCCGCGAGGACGUCAAUGCUGAGGCCAAUGCCCCCUCGAUCGAAGAAGAGGUGCAUCUGCCGUUCGUUGGAUACACUCUCAAAAACUUCAAAAGCCAACCAUUGUCGCACCAAUCCAUGCCCCCUCUUGCCAACCUCCGUAACCAAGACAUGAUCCCCUCUGUCCAGAGGUAUGGGCCGGAAACCUUCGAGGGUUGGCAAGCUCCCCAGACAAUGAAGCGGGCGGCUGGGCCCGAGCCAUUGGGUCCCGAUACAUCACCUGAAGCUCCACAAGAAACAGACGGCGACGGCCGGCGCAAGAAGCCUAAGCGAGCUUCAUUGAGCGCCGGUGCCACUAGCGAGGAGAAGGGCACGGGAAAGUUUGCCUGCCCAUAUUUCCAAAGGAAUCCGAAAAAGUACCGCAAGUGGACUUCAUGCCCCGGACCUGGCUGGGACGAGGUGCAUAGGGUCAAAACGCACCUCUACCGGCGACACCCCCUUCCUAUCCAAUGUCCCCGGUGUUGGGAAACAUUUAAAGCGGAGGCCCAACUCCAAUUACACCUGCAGCAAGACCCACCAUGCUCCGUUCAGAGGAAUCGGACCCUUCAAGAGGGCUUUACCAAGGAUCAAGAGAAGAAGUUGCGGAGUCGCAAGAAGGGACAUGCGGAUAUGACCGAUGUGGAUAAAUGGCGCGAGAUCUACAUGAUUCUUUUUCCAGAUGAUGAGCAGAGCGCUAUCCCGUCACCAUACUACAAUGAGUCCGAAGAUGGAGGCGAAAAUCAGGCACCGAACGGCUAUGGGGAGCUGGAAGACUAUGCCACAUUCAUCCGCCGAGAGAUGCCCACCCUCGUGCGGCGAGAGUUGGAAACACUAUUCCGCGAAGAGUUCCAAGACAUUGAGGAGCGAGUCCGCCCGCGCAUUGCAGAUAUUGUUAUGAACCUGCAGCCGAGACUGCUAGGUCUCUACCAGCAGUCGCAAAUGCCCCUGAGCGAGUACGGGCCCCAGCAACACACAGGUGCUACAAGUGGUAGCGAGCCAACCCUCACGCCGUCGCUAUCACAGAGCGCGGGCUCGGCAACGGGGUCGGGCCCGGACUCAACCCCCGACAUGGCCUUUGGGGUCGACAAUGGUUUUACGGGGACCGAAGCCCAACUGGGGUUUUACGGCAGCGGUUUGGACGAACACUGGAACGGGCCAUCUCCAGGAAGUCAUAUGCAACCCCAAGCGCCACAGGCAAACAUCGGUCUUGGAUUGAACUGGGACUCUGAAUUCAACAACCUGCUGAAUCCUGCGCUCUUCUUUAUGCCUCCUCCCGGGGGUUUGCCAAUGGGCUACUAGUACCCACACUCGGGAGCAACACACAACGGAUGAAGGCUGGCACUCUCAAGAUUCAACUGACGUCAUGACAC